AUGAGUUUUACAAGUGAUAAAAUGUAUGACGGAUUAAUCGUCGGUGUACUGAUUGGUCUGGCUCUUAAUAUGGUCAUUAGUUAUGCUUUUAAAACUAAAUGUACAAAUCAAGAUGCAAAAAGUGUGGGUAAAAGUCAACAACAACAACCCACAUCGAUACCAAAUAAAACAGGAGAAUUUAAAAUGGCAUUAUUGGUUCGUCACGAUUUGAAAAUGGGCAAAGGCAAAGUUGCAGCACAAUGCUCACAUGCAAUUGUGCACUGUUAUGAAGAAGGCUUGAGGUUAAAACCAAGUGAAAUAAAUAGCUGGGAAUCAAACAAUAAAACAGUGAAUAUAUUCAAGGUAGCAGAUGAAGAAACUAUGUUAGAAUUCCAGCAAUUGGCCAUAGAAAGAGGAUUCUCUACCCAUGUAGUAGUAGACGCAGGUCGUACACAGGUCGCACCAAGGUCUAAAACGGUGAUGGCAAUAGGGCCCGCUGAAAGUGAAGAAAUUGAUUUAUUCACCCAAAGCCUCGAAGUUGUGCAGUUGUAUCAGUUAUUGCGUACAAUAAAACUAAAUUGCGCAAUUUACCCUCUAAAUGUGCUAGAGUUGUUUUACGUGCACCAGAUUUAA
Messenger RNA from Macrosiphum euphorbiae (potato aphid), 612 nucleotides. The record is from the annotation of a GenBank genome assembly. Lineage: Eukaryota; Metazoa; Arthropoda; Insecta; Hemiptera; Aphididae.